Molecule: messenger RNA, 561 nt
Organism: Salvia hispanica
Lineage: Eukaryota; Viridiplantae; Streptophyta; Magnoliopsida; Lamiales; Lamiaceae
Source: RefSeq, a predicted model, not a curated record
AUGCCAUUGCAAUGGUUCCAUUACGUAAUCGGAUUUUCUUUUUCUUCGCUUACAAGCGAGGCAGAAGAUGACGAAGAGAAGUGCGAUUAUCACAGCAACGAAGAGGAAUUAGCUUGUUGUGUAGGAGGAUUUUGCGAGGCAGCCACAGGGGGUGGGUUUGACGUCGGAGAUGGGGGCGUUUGGGUGGGAGGAGAUGGCGGGGGAGUGACUGUGGAAACUGGUGGAGGAGGGGAUUCGGAAUUUGAUGUUGCGGGAGGCGAAGGGGGAGGGGAUGAGGGCGGUGGAGGGGAAGAAGUUGGUGGGGGCGGAGGAGGUGAGGUUGGCGGGGGAGGGGUGCCUGCUGGGGGCGGGGGCGAUGAUGAUGGAGAGGACGGGGGCGGAGUUGAUGAUGGAGAGGGCGGAGGAGGCGUUGAUGCGGGAGGAGAGGGCAGAGGCGGUGUUGGUUCUGAUGGAGGCGGUGUUGAAGGAGGAGAGGGAGGAGAGACUGUUGAAGUUAAAGAUGAAGAUGUUGAGGGAUUAGCCUCAAAUAAUGACGGUGACGACAUAAUGAUAUGUAACUAA